This is a messenger RNA of Myzus persicae (green peach aphid), 1876 nucleotides long. RefSeq lists its product as uncharacterized. Lineage: Eukaryota; Metazoa; Arthropoda; Insecta; Hemiptera; Aphididae. Bases 268 to 1815 code for a protein of 515 amino acids. The record is from RefSeq and is a predicted model, not a curated record. The transcript has 2 exons.
GGAAUGAAAAAAGUUGGACUAAAAGUCCGGAUUUAUUUUUUGAUUGCCGGACAAAAAAUAUACAAAAAUAUAACGGAAAUCCACUAUAGUUUGGUAGGUAGGUACCUAUAUGGCUAUAUCUAUCUAAUGUUUAUCGCGGCAGUAUGUCAACAGUUUAUCUACCAUACCUAACUCAUAAGAUUAUACCUACAUACUACAAUAAGUAAUAACGAUAAUCAAUAUUAUUACCCCGAUUAUAAUAUAUUAUAUAGGUACCUAUAUAGUAUCAUGUACAUUUAUCUCAUCGAUAUAAUCGAUUUCAUAAGGGACGUAGCGGACGUGAAUUAUAAAUUGAAUUUGUCACUUUGUCAGUAUAUCCCGAGACGCUAUUUAGUUGAGAUGGAGGUUGAAAUGGAGGUUUUUGUAAUAAAAGAAAAUAAAAAAAUUAUAUUUAACGGAUAUGCAUAUACGGUUCAUCAUAAUCUAGUAACAAGUAUUCGGUGGAAAUGUUCCAAUAAAAUUUCAAAACAAUGUCCGGGCAUUUUAGUAACUUCCAAUGAUUAUAAAAAUCCAACAAUUGAAGUUGAACAUUCGCAUGCUGGUGAUGAGAAUUUAGAAACAGUUGAAAAAGCCAAGGCUGAAAUGUUAAAACGUGUUUCAACAUUUUCAACGUCAACUCCUUCACAAAUUUUCGCUGAAGUAAUAAAUCAGGUGCCAGAGCAGGCUUUAACAUCUUUCGCAAAUGAAGAAACAACCAAAAGAAUGUUACGGCGUCAAAAAAAUAAAGGUAAUCCCAAAAAACCAUCAUGUUUGUCAGAACUUACAAUUAAUAAUGAAUGGGCAAUGUACAAAGACGAACGAUUUUUGCUUUUUGAUAAUGGUCCGGGAUCGAAUGAGCGAAUAAUAAUUUUUUCAUUGGAUGAAGGAUUAGUUCAUUUAUCAGAGGCAGAUACAUGGUUCUGCGAUGGUAACUUUAAAUUAUGUCCCGAAUUUUUUUUGCAAUUAUAUGUCAUUAGAGUUAAAAAGUAUGACAAAUUUAUUACCCCAAUAUUUUGUUUACUUCAAAAAAAAACUCGUAGUACAUAUGAAGAAAUGUUCACUGCAAUAUUCAAUAAAUGUUCCGAAAAUAAUGUUUAUCCCGAUCCUAAGAUAAUGAACAUGGACUUUGAACAAGCUGUUAUUCAAGCAGCAAAAACAGUAAUUGGGGAACAUUUGAUAAUACAAGGUUGUUUUUAUCAUUUGUGCCAAAGCACUCAUAGAAAAUUACAAGAGUUAGGAUUACAAAAUAAAUACAAUCAUGACAACGUGUUUAGCCAUUAUUGUAGUAUGAUCGAUGGCUUAGCUUUUUUGCCGGUGCAAAAAGUGAUUGAAGGCAUGAAGUACUUAAAAUCAAUUUGUGCACCCGAUAAUACGGAUAUAAUUGAUUAUUUUGAUUCCACAUAUGUUACUGGAACAUAUAGAAAAGUCGGGGUUUCAAAAUUCAGACGGAAUAAGCCAUUGUACCCCCCUGAAACAUGGAACGUACACGAGGCUACAUUACACUCCAGACACCGUACAAAUAAUAUUUGUGAAAGCUGGAACAAUAGAUUUGCGCAUUUAAUCGGGCAUAGUCAUCCAACAAUUUGGAAGUUGAUUAAUAAAUUUCGUGAGGAAGUGGGGGUAGAUAAAGCUAAAAUAGCAUUACAUGAUAUGGAACCAGUAAGAAAAAAAAAACACGGAACAGAAAAAAAUGUAAAAUUACAAUAUUUAUGUAGGAAAAUUGUUAAUAACGAGUUAACAAUAGCAGAAUUUUUAAAUAGGAUUGGUCAUUGCUUAAGAAAAAGGAAUGUAUUUUAAAUUAUUAUUGUUAUUAUAAAUGUAGACUAGAUUUUUUAUUAUUGACAUAGAAAUUAUUAUU